AUGAAAAAUGGCGAAAAGAGAAAAGCACGUAAUAUAGUCUACCAAGCCGCUCAAAUAAUCGAAAAAAAAACUUCUUUGCCUUUCUUGACCGUUUUUGAAGGGGCACGAACGAAUGCUAAACCGGGCUUGGAAAUGAAAAGUCGGCGGGUUGGAGCCACCAAACAACGGGUUCCGAAAGAAAUUGAUGAUGAACGGGGUGAAAAAAUAUUCUUGCGCUGGAUAGUCGAAGGAGCCAAGGAAAAAAAAACUCCUUAUUCAAUGUCCGAAAAGUUGGCCGAGGAAAUUCACAAUGCUUACAACAAAUCAGGGGAGGCUUACAAGAAAAAAGAGGUUCUCUACAAAGAAGCCGAAUCAGAGAGGCAAACCGUUCCUUUAAGUAAACCAUUAAAUAAAAUCAAUAAUGAAUACUACAAUAGAAUUACGAUUGAGGAGGAGUGGGGAGAGUUAAAAAGUGAAAAAAAAUAUGUUAAUCCUAAUGCUGAGAUUGACAAAAAUGACUGCCAAUUUGUUUCCAUGGAUAUUCUGGCCGAUUUUCAAAGGAUUUUUGGUGAAGAAGAGGAGAAAAUAAAAAUAAUCAAAAGGGGUUUUAAUAACUGA
Molecule: messenger RNA, 597 nt
Organism: Racocetra persica
Lineage: Eukaryota; Fungi; Glomeromycota; Glomeromycetes; Diversisporales; Gigasporaceae
Source: the annotation of a GenBank genome assembly